AUGAACGAUGAGGACUUGGAGGAUUAUGCGGUGCUGGCCGUUGCCGAGCCGUAUGCGCGAAAGAUUGAUGGUACGAUCGUGACAACCCCAAUGGGUCACAGCAACUGGACGAGGAUGGUACCCAGCCAGAGCAACGACGCAGGGUGGCCGAUCCGAAGCAUGCUCUGGGUACGGAAGGACAUUGAGGCGGAACAGAUUGCAAUACCGUCGGCGGACCUAACAGCAGCUGUCCUUCAUCUGCAGGAUAGAGACGUUUUGGCGGUGUCGGUGUACGUGCACGGAAAGGAUGAGGAGGCUCUGGUGUCUGCGGUCAGAGAACCGAAUGGGCUUAUUUGCCGAUUUCGAGCCGGCACGGGCAACCGAACCGAUGUGUUAGUGGUGGGGGAUUUUAAUCGACACGACCUGCUCUGGGGAGGCGACAGUGUAACGACAAGAAGGCAAGGCGAGGCUCAGCCGAUCAUUGACCUUAUGAGUGGCCAUGGCCUCUGUAGCCUCUUACCCCGUGGUACGAAGACAUGGCAAGGUCCCCAGGGUUCUGACAAUGAGAUCAAGGAAAGCACGAUAGACUUGGUGUUGACAACGGGGGAGUUGGCGGACGAGAUGGUGAAGUGUGCUACACUCCCAACAGAAUAUGGGUCAGACCACAGAGCAAUUGAAACAGUAUUCGACAUCGAGAUGCCCAGAUAG
This is a messenger RNA of Pochonia chlamydosporia 170, 687 nucleotides long. RefSeq names its product endonuclease/exonuclease/phosphatase. The transcript has a single exon. The record is from RefSeq and is a predicted model, not a curated record. Bases 1 to 687 code for a protein of 228 amino acids. Gene Ontology annotation, molecular function: catalytic activity. Lineage: Eukaryota; Fungi; Ascomycota; Sordariomycetes; Hypocreales; Clavicipitaceae.